AUGCGCGUUGCUAUCAUUGGCGGAGGCCCAUCUGGUCUUGUCCAGCUCAAAACUCUCACGACUGCCCACGAACACUUCCCUUCAGCCGAGCCCUUCGAGACCAGACUCUUCGAAUCCUAUGAUAAACUCGGUGGCGUCUUCCUCCAUCACGUCUACGAAGAUGCCGAGCUCGUCUCUUCCAAGUUCCUCACUACAUUCUCCGACUUUCGUCCCCGUCCUGAAGACAACGACUUCUUCUCCUCAGAGCGUUAUAGGGAAUACUUGGAGGAGUAUACCACAUAUUUCGACCUUUGGCCUUAUAUCCAUCUGAGUACAGCCAUCACGGGUGUUAGAAGAGGAGACACAAGUGAACAUGUCGUCAGUUACAAAGGCCCCAAUGGCGAGGAGAUCGAGUGGGAGUGUGAUGCCAUUGCUAUUUGCUCAGGCGUGCACUCAAAAGCACAUAUCCCAAAUAUCCCUGGCAUUGAAAAUGUCCCCGAGGUGAUACAUUCAUCAGACUUCAAGAAGCGAGAGCAAUUUGGAACAGGAAAGACAGUCAUGGUCCUUGGCAGUGGCGAAACAGGCUGUGACAUGUGCCAUCUUGCCAUCACAUCUCCUACAAAGCAAGUUGUCUUUUGUCAUCGCGAUGGUUGGAUCGGAGCUCCUAAGCGAGCACCUGGACAGAGAUUCCUGCCGUGGCUGUUUGGGGACGAAGACUACGAGGAGCCACAGCUGCCUAUCGAUGUUAGUCAAGUUACGUUGUUUGAUUCAAUGUAUGUUCAUCCCAUGGUUCGCGAUACGAUGAUCGUGUGGGAUUAUUACCACUUCCUGGCUUUGCCUGCUGGGUGCUGGAUUUGUGGUGGUUCAGAAUAUGGUGUCGAUCAGUGGGUCGGUCAGAUCUUCAGUGAGCGAUUCCACGCUUCGAGAUUAUUCUGGAACAAAGGCUGGCAACGCAUUCAGAAUAACGUCUCUACGCCCUGGCGUCCUACCAAGUGGCCAUUGGGAACUCGCAUUCGACAGUUCUUCUUCCAAACAGCUAUUACCCCAGCUAAACGAACCAUUGACGUGGCUCCUUUCCCAUCUCACUUUACGCCUGAUGGUGUAGCUCACUUCCCAGAUAAUGGCCGCCCAGAAGCAAAGCUUAUUCAACGAUCUGUCGUCAAGCCUGACAUGGUCAUCUUUGCAACAGGAUAUGUUCCACACUUUCCCUUUCUCAACACAGAAUACAACGCUGGUCGUCGACCAUACCCCGUAUCUCACGAUGCAGAUGUCCGUCAGGUCUGGUCAUCCAAUGAUCCUACUGUUGGAUUUAUUGGCUUUGUUCGUCCUGGCUUUGGCGCCAUUCCUCCUUUGGCUGAGAUGCAGUCCAUGCUCUUUGCUACCCAUCUACUCAACAGAGUCCCACGACCUCUUCUAAAAGAUGAUGAGUGGCAUUAUCGUAUCAUCCACGCACCAAGUGCGCGAGUUACAUAUGGUGUUGAGCACGACAGCUAUGCAUACCAGCUUGCCAAGGACAUGGACAUGGCGCCCUCGUUCACUGACAUUCUCCGUAUCGCCCUGUAUACCCCCUAUGGUUGGCGUCUUCCUUAUGUUUGGGCCGGAGGAGCCAGCUUCACCGCCAAGUUCCGCCUCGUCGGGCCUUGGAAGUGCGACAGAGCGGCCGAGAUUCUCACGGGAGAACUAUGGGAGACUAUUACUCGACGUAACGGUCUUUUCGGUAACAUCCCCAUGGUUGUUGUUCCCGUUCUCUACCUAGGCAGUAUCAACCUGUACUACUACAUGCACUCUCUAUUCUGGGGAUGUCUGGCCAAGAUUGGGCUUUGUAAAGCGCCUGUGCCAAGAAACGAUGUGAAGAGAAAGUUUGAAGAGCUGGCUCAGAGGGAACAGAUGAAGAUGGUACAGGAUGCUAAGAUGGCUGCAGUGGAUGUCCGCGUGGCAGAGAUUUCAGAUGAUGACAGCGAUUUCUAG
Fusarium pseudograminearum CS3096 is the source of this 1947-nucleotide messenger RNA. RefSeq lists its product as uncharacterized. Bases 1 to 1947 code for a protein of 648 amino acids. Lineage: Eukaryota; Fungi; Ascomycota; Sordariomycetes; Hypocreales; Nectriaceae. The transcript has 2 exons. The record is from RefSeq and is a predicted model, not a curated record. Gene Ontology annotation, molecular function: N,N-dimethylaniline monooxygenase activity; flavin adenine dinucleotide binding; NADP binding.